UUUUUGUUUUAAAUAUGUAAGAACAUUUAGUGAUUUUGUAAAAGUAGUCGAAGUUGGUGCUAGAGAUGGACUACAAAAUGAGAAAAAUAUUGUACCAACUGUAAUUAAAGUUAAUUUUAUUAAUAAAUUGUCUGAAACUGGAUUGAAGAGUAUAGAAGUAACCAGUUUUGUGUCUUCUAAGUGGGUACCACAAAUGGCAGACAAUACAGAAGUUUAUCAAACGAUUAACAAGAAGCCUGACAUAUCAUAUCCUGUUCUUGUUCCUAAUUUGAAAGGUUUAGAAGGUGCAUUGAAAGCAAAUGUAAAAGAAAUAGCAGUUUUCAGUGCUGCAUCUGAGACUUUUUUAAGAAAAAAUACUAAUUGUUCUAUUGAUGACAGUAUAAAAAAUAUUAAAACAGUUGUUGAAGAAGCUAAGAAAUAUAAUGUUAAAGUUAGGGGCUACGUAUCUUGUAUUGUUGGUUGCCCCUACGAGGGAGAAAUUAAAUCCAUGCAGGUAGCAAACAUAUCUGAAUUAAUGUUAGAGCUUGGAUGCUAUGAAAUUUCUCUAGGAGAUACCAUUGGUACAGGAUCUCCUAACAAAAUAAAGAAAGUGUUAAGUGAAUUGAAGAAAAUAUCAGGUGAUAUGAAUAAAUUUGCACUUCAUUGCCAUGACACUUAUGGACAGGCAUUGGCGAAUAUUUAUUGUGGUCUUGAACAUGAUAUAAGAGUAUUUGACUCAUCAGUUGCUGGAUUGGGAGGAUGUCCAUAUGCAGCAGGUGCUUCUGGAAAUAUUGCUACUGAAGACUUGCUUUACCUUCUCCAUGGACAAGGUUUAAAAACAGGAGUGGACUUUGAUAAAAUAGUAGAAAUCGGUGAUUCAAUUAGUAGCCAACUUCAGAGAAAGAAUCAGUCGAAAGCUGGUAUGGCAACUCUUGCAAAGAAACAGUUGAAAACAUAGGCGUAAUUAUGUAUUUUUAAAAAAUAUUAAUACUGAUGCAAAUAAUAUUGUAUUUUUUAAUAUUUUGUAAUUAUCGGAAGAAAAAUUCGAGACUAUCUACAAUAAACUAUUUUCAAUUUCGUACUUAUUAAA
Molecule: messenger RNA, 1069 nt
Organism: Megalopta genalis
Lineage: Eukaryota; Metazoa; Arthropoda; Insecta; Hymenoptera; Halictidae
Gene: Hmgcl
Product: hydroxymethylglutaryl-CoA lyase
Biological process (GO): L-leucine catabolic process; ketone body biosynthetic process
Molecular function (GO): hydroxymethylglutaryl-CoA lyase activity
Source: RefSeq, a predicted model, not a curated record